Messenger RNA from Coffea eugenioides, 692 nucleotides. Its product is annotated as heat shock factor-binding protein. Gene Ontology annotation, cellular component: nucleus; cytosol. The record is from RefSeq and is a predicted model, not a curated record. Gene Ontology annotation, molecular function: transcription corepressor activity. Gene Ontology annotation, biological process: cellular heat acclimation. The transcript is spliced from 5 exons. NCBI's taxonomy places the organism in Eukaryota, Viridiplantae, Streptophyta, Magnoliopsida, Gentianales, Rubiaceae. The coding region runs from base 132 to 398 and encodes 88 amino acids.
CUUGCCAAUCAAAUUCAAAAUCACACCCACAUCAUUCUUUUCUUCGUUCUGUAAAGGGGAAAGCCAAACACACUCACACACUAACUGUGUCUCCUUCUUUCGGGCCAACAGCCACUGAGAACGCCGAGAAAAUGGAUGGGCAUGAUGGUGAUGCUUCAAAGCAAAGCACUGCUGAUAUGACUGCUUUUGUACAAAACCUUCUUCAACAAAUGCAAUCCAGGUUUCAAGCAAUGUCGGAAUCAAUUAUUACAAAGAUUGAUGAGAUGGGCAACCGGAUUGAUGAGUUGGAACAGAGCAUCAAUGAUCUUAGAGCUGAGAUGGGUCAAGAGGGCUCUCCAUCUCCGUCAGCACAGCCGAAGUCAAAAGAUGAGCCAAAGUCAGCUGAUGAUUCUGCUUAGAUUGAGCAAUGACAUGUUGCGUUGGAUAUUUGUGGGUUGGUCAUGAUACUAUUAGUUGGAAACAGUAAACGAUAAUUUUGUGACUACUUGGAAUGCCUAAUUUCAUCUGCCAUGGCAUUCUCUGCCUAUCAUUGUACCAAGAUAUGGAGUGCCUUCUGGUUUGCCGUUUUUAUUCCUUAAAUCUGUUUGUGAAUCGUGUAGAACUUGAAAAGCGUUAUAAGAACUCAUUUGGUUGUUUGUUCUUAUAAAUAUCGAGAAUGACUGAGUUUAAAGUGCAGCGCCAUUUAAUACAAA